AUGUAUCUAAUCCGACGAUAUUCGGAAUUAUUAAUAGAGCAUCCAGUGAAAACAAAAUCGAUAUCCUGUGGUGUUAUCACUUGUUUAGGAGAUGCCAUUACUCAAAACCUGAUUGUGCAUAAUUCAUCAUCCAAAAACGAUGCAACACAACAUUCCCUCAUUCGGUCUCUAAAGAUGUUUGCCUAUGGAACUAUUGUCUUGGGACCAAUUUUGCACAAUUGGUUUCGUAUUAUGGAACAUGCUUUCCCGUUUCAAGCAACCAUGACAGCCAAAGAACGAGCUCACACUGUUCUCAAGAGAGUGGUGACUGAAGCUUUUUCAUACUCACCUGCAAUUAUUUCAACGUUUUAUCUCGUAAAUACGACUGUGGAUUAUUACAUGCCAGAUUCUAAAACACCGUCUUAUUUUGAUGAGUUCCGAAAGAAUGGAAUGUCCUUGUGGCAAGUGUUAACAUUUAAAUUUCAAAAAGAUUUUCUGGCCUCCUACAGUGUUAGCUUGAAAAUGUGGCCUUUUGCUCAAGCUAUUAAUUAUUAUUUAAUACCUCCUAUUUAUCGAGUUUUAUUUGUAAAUACAGUAGCACUUGGAUGGAAUGCUUUUUUGUGUAAGAGACAACAACAAUAA
This is a messenger RNA of Naegleria fowleri, 621 nucleotides long. RefSeq lists its product as uncharacterized. The transcript is spliced from 2 exons. Gene Ontology annotation, cellular component: membrane; cytoplasm. Lineage: Eukaryota; Heterolobosea; Eutetramitea; Acrasida; Naegleriidae. The record is from RefSeq and is a predicted model, not a curated record. The coding region runs from base 1 to 621 and encodes 206 amino acids.